Messenger RNA from Trypanosoma cruzi, 1026 nucleotides. RefSeq lists its product as uncharacterized. The transcript has a single exon. The record is from RefSeq and is a predicted model, not a curated record. Gene Ontology annotation, cellular component: membrane. NCBI's taxonomy places the organism in Eukaryota, Euglenozoa, Kinetoplastea, Trypanosomatida, Trypanosomatidae. Bases 1 to 1026 code for a protein of 341 amino acids. Gene Ontology annotation, molecular function: signaling receptor activity.
AUGCAUGAGCUAUUAACAGUUCAGCAGGUUGAUCCAUGGCUGCAGUUCAAUCCGCACAUUGUUUCUGGUUAUCGUCCCCGCAUGUCUGUUCGUGCCGCGUUGCGUUCCUUUUUUGAGUGGCAUAAUGAGUCGUUUAACGUCUGGUCACAUGCUCUUGCUGCGUGUUUUGUGUUGUACUUGGCUCUUUUUCCGCCAACCAUGGAGAUAUCCACCACUUCCACCGUUAGCGGUCGUGGCGUUGGUACGAGUGGGAUAGCUGCCACGGAUGUCUCUUUGACGCCGCAUGACCGCCGUUGGCUGGGCAGUAGCAGUGAACAUCUUCUUGGCGCAAGUUCCACGACAACAUUUCGUUGUACAUGUCUUGUAUUUUUUUUCAUAUUCAUUUGCAGUGUGGUGUACCAUCUUUUUAUGCCGUGCACAACUUCAGAGUCAUUGUAUCGACGCCUGCUGAGCUGUGAUGUUUUUGGUGUUGUCAUAUGCAUCACGGGCACCUCGUGGAGUCUUGUCUACCGAGGCAACGCGUGCAGUCAAAACUGGAGUUGCCAUGUUGGCAUGGGGGCGCUUCUUUUGUCAACCUUGUUUGUACUCUACGGGGCAGUUUUUAACGCAUCAUGUGGGAGUUUUGGUCGUUUCAAGGCGAUUGGAUUUCAUUCUGUCCUUCGCCUUUUGAUUCUCCUGUGGGUCGAGCUGCCCAAAGUGCAGUCGCAGGGGUACCACCAGGCGGUUCAUUGCCAUGCGAUGAGUUUUUUUUUUCUUGCCCUGGGCGCGGUAAUAAAUGCACUUCGUUUUCCUGAGAAGCAUCUGCGUCGCGCCACGCGGUUAUUGCCAGCAUCAUCAUCGUCACCGGAAGCAACUGUCACGUCACGCUGUUGGCGGUGGCUUGGGCGCUUCGUGGUAUCGGGGGAGGAGAUUGAUUACACGUGGAAUAGUCACGGUUUUUGGCACUACUGCAUCAUUCUGAGUACAACGAUGAUGCUGCUUGGCUGCUACUACGAUCUGGAGGAAUUUGAGUUGGCAAAGUGUUAA